This is a messenger RNA of Rosa rugosa (rugosa rose), 1700 nucleotides long. RefSeq names its product lysine histidine transporter 1-like. Bases 102 to 1481 code for a protein of 459 amino acids. The record is from RefSeq and is a predicted model, not a curated record. The transcript is spliced from 8 exons. NCBI's taxonomy places the organism in Eukaryota, Viridiplantae, Streptophyta, Magnoliopsida, Rosales, Rosaceae. Gene Ontology annotation, cellular component: plasma membrane.
GCAAACAAAUAUGUCAGCUUCAAGAGUGUUAUAAGUUCCAACUCUCUUGGCCACUUAUUUUACUAGUCAAUACGUACGACUAAAGCCUACACUGUGCAUGAAUGGGAACUCAAGCUCCAACCGACGAAAAUUCUUCCAUUCCGAGCAAUAUGGAGGAGCAAUCAGAGAAGCAAUCACAGAUAGAUGAAAAGCUAGAGAGGCAGAAGCAAAUUGAUGCUUGGCUUCCAAUCACUUCCUCAAGGAAUGCAAACUGGUGGCACUCAGCUUUCCAUAACGUCAACUCCAUGGUUGGAGUUGGUGUCCUAAGUCUUCCUUAUGCCAUGUCGAAUCUAGGAUGGGGUCCUGGUGUAGUUGCUUUAGUACUAUCAUGGGUCAUCACUUUAUUCACAUUAUGGCAAAUGGUUGAGAUGCAUGAAAUGGUACCUGGAAAGCGAUUCGAUAGGUACCAUGAACUGGGUCAACAUGCCUUUGGUGAAAAGCUUGGUCUGUGGAUUGUGGUGCCUCAACAGCUGGUCUGCGAAGUUGGUGUGGACAUUGUGUAUAUGGUCGCAGGAGGAAAAACACUGCAGAAGGUGCAUAGCAUAGUUCGCAAAGGCCAGAACCCGAUUAAACUCACCUACUUCAUCAUGAUCUAUGCCUCGGCUCAGUUUGUACUCGCACAUCUCCCCAACUUUGGCUCCAUUGCCGGCGUGUCCUUGACUGCAGCAGUCAUGUGUUUAAGUUAUUCUACUAUUGCAUGGACAGCUUCCGUACAUAAGGGUGUUCAGGCAGAUGUAGAAUAUGGGUAUACAGCUCAUAACGCAUCGGGAACAGUUUUCAACUUCUUGACUGCCUUGGGAAACGUUGCGUUUGCCUAUGCCGGCCAUAAUGUGGUUUUGGAGAUCCAAGCAACAGUCCCUUCUUCACCUGGCAAGCCAUCCAAGAAGCCUAUGUGGAGAGGGGUGCUCAUUGCCUAUACAGUGGUCGCUUUGUGCUAUUUCCCGGUUGCCCUCGUCGGAUUUUAUACUUUCGGCAAUAAAGUCCAGGACAACAUCCUAAUCUCCUUGGAGAAACCUGCAUGGCUAGUCAUUACGGCCAACAUGUUUGUAGUUAUUCAUAUUAUUGGAGGUUAUCAGCUAUUUGCAAUGCCAGUAUUCGACAUGAUAGAAACAGUCCUGGUAAAGAAACUGCAUUUUAGGCCUACAAGAACUCUUCGCUUCAUUUCGAGGAAUGUAUACGUUGCCCUCACAAUGUUCGUGGGCAUUAGUUUUCCCUUCUUUGGUGGACUUCUGGGAUUCUUUGGAGGAUUUGCUUUUUCGCCAACAACAUACUUUCUCCCUUGCAUUAUCUGGCUAGCCAUAAGGAAACCACGGAAGUUUAGCUUAUCUUGGUUCAUUAACUGGAUUUGCAUUACACUAGGUGUCCUGCUCAUGAUCCUAUCACCUAUUGGAGGGUUAAGGCAUAUAAUACUUGAAGCCAAGGACUACCAUUUCUACAAUUAAAGAGGCUUAGUACAAGCACAGGUCGUCACCCUGAAAUCCAAUGCAAUGAUAGAGGCAACCAUGUGUAACUAAUACGAACAUAAAAGAGGCGCAAACAUGUCAGAGUUCUACUCAUUGUAUUGUCAAUUACCGUUGUAAUAAGAAAUAGAUCUGUGGACUAUCGGAGUAUUAGUCACAUGUCAGAUAAUGUUUUAUUUAUGAUGAACAGUGUUACAGUCA